This is a messenger RNA of Rhinopithecus roxellana (golden snub-nosed monkey), 1174 nucleotides long. RefSeq names its product lys-63-specific deubiquitinase BRCC36-like. The transcript has a single exon. The record is from RefSeq and is a predicted model, not a curated record. Bases 3 to 527 code for a protein of 174 amino acids. Gene Ontology annotation, molecular function: metallopeptidase activity; polyubiquitin modification-dependent protein binding. Gene Ontology annotation, cellular component: BRISC complex; BRCA1-A complex. Lineage: Eukaryota; Metazoa; Chordata; Mammalia; Primates; Cercopithecidae. Gene Ontology annotation, biological process: double-strand break repair.
AGAUGGCGGUGCAGGUGGUGCAGGUAGUACAGGUGGUUCAUCUCGAGUCUGACGCUUUCCUUGUUUGUCUCAAACACACUUUAAGCACAGAGAAAGAGGAAGUGAUGGGGCUGUGCAUAGGCGAGUUGAACGAUGAUCCAAGGAGUGACUCCAAAUUUGCAUGUACUGGAACUGAAAUGCGCACAGUUGCUGAAAAGGUUGAUGCCAUCAGAAUUGUUCACAUUCAUUCUGUCAUCAUCUUACGACGUUCUGGUAAGAGUAAGGAUCGAGUAAAAAUUUCUUCAGAGCAGCUGUCUGCAGCUUCAACAGAGGCAGAGAGGUUGGCUGAACUGACAGGCCGCCCCAUUAGAGUUGUAGGCUGGUAUCAUUCCCAUCCUCAUAUAAUUGUUUGGCCUUCACAUGUUGAUGUUCGCACACAAGCCAUGUGCCAGAUGAUAGAUCAAGAAGGACUUAUUUUUUCCUGUUUCAUAGAAGAUAAGAACACAAAGACUGGCUGGGUACUCUACACUUGCUUCCAAUCCAUAUAGGCCCAAAAGAGUUCAGAGUAUAAGAGAAUUGAAAUCCCAAUCCAUAUUGUACCUCAUGUCACUAUUGGGAAAGUGUGCCUUGAAUCAGCAGUACAGCUGCCCAAGAUCCUGUGCCAGGAGGAGCAGGAUAUGUAUAGGAGGAUCCACAGCCUUACACAUCUGGACUCAGUAACCAAGAUACAUAAUGGCUCAGUGUUUACCAAGAAUCUGUGCAGUCAGAUGUCAGCAGUCAGUGGGCCUCUCCUACAGUGGCUGGAGGACAGACUGGAGCAAAACCAACAGCAUUUGCAGGAAUUGCAACAAGAAAAGGAAGCGCUUAUGCAAGAACUUUCUUCUCUAGAAUAAAGUAGGAGACAAAAUGGGGAAAGAUGAAAAUAUCCAGUGUAAAGUUACUUAAGCUAAAUCAAUUUUGAAGAAGAAAAACUUGGAGGACUCAUAUCACCUGACUUCAAGACUUACUAUAAAGCUGUAGUAAUCAAGAUAGAUGGUAUUGGCAGAGGAACAGACACAUAGAUCAAUGGAACAGAUGAGAGAACCCAGAAAUAAACCCACAUAAAUAUGCUCAACUGAUUGUGAAAAAGUGCAAAAGCAAUUCAAUGGAGGAAGAAUAGCCUUUCUGACAAAUUAUGCUGGAGCAAUUAGACACC